Haliotis rufescens (red abalone) is the source of this 5503-nucleotide messenger RNA. RefSeq names its product WD repeat-containing protein 20-like. NCBI's taxonomy places the organism in Eukaryota, Metazoa, Mollusca, Gastropoda, Lepetellida, Haliotidae. The record is from RefSeq and is a predicted model, not a curated record. The transcript has 4 exons. Gene Ontology annotation, molecular function: protein binding. The coding region runs from base 13 to 1713 and encodes 566 amino acids.
GUUUGUCCCAACAUGGCGGCACAGAGUGAGGGAGGUGGCAGAGAUGAGUUAAAAACCCACUUUGCCACCAGAGAGGGCACGUACAAAUUAAUGCCAUUGUCAGAAUAUUCGAAACCUUCACGUGUGGCAUAUAAUGGACAGACUAACACACCAGUUAAAGUGUCAUUUGUGAAUGUCAACGACGGGUCGGGCUCCCCCGAUCGGAUCUGUUUUAAUGUUGGGAGGGAGUUAUACGUUUAUGUUUACAAGGGUGUUAGAAAGGCUGCUGACCUUACAAAACCUCUGGACAAAAGGAUCUACAAGGGGACCCUGCCCACCUGCCAUGAUUUCAAUCAACAUUUUGUCACUACUGAGAGUGUGUAUCUAUUAGUUGGCUUCACAGCCGGGCAAGUCCAACUAAUUGAUCCAAUCAAAAAGGAGCUCAGUAAAUUGUAUAAUGAAGAGAGGUUAAUUGACAAGACCAAGGUGACUUGUAUCAAGUGGAUCCCGGGGUCACCCAACCAGUUCCUGGUAUCUCACGGCAGUGGUCAGAUGUAUGUGUAUAAUGAGGACUUGCCGUGUGGGCCUACACCUCCACACUACCAGCUCUUUAAGCAGGGCGAAGGCUUCUCUGUGUACACAUGUAAAACAAAGACUACUCGCAACCCCAUGUAUCGGUGGAUAGUGGGGCAAGGGGCAAUUAAUGAGUUUGCAUUUUCUCCGUGUUCACGGUAUAUUGCAAUUGUUAGUCAAGAUGGCUACCUCCGCGUGUUCAACUAUAACUCUAUGGAACUUCAUGGCACAAUGAAGAGUUUCUUUGGUGGACUUCUGUGUGUGUGUUGGUCACCGGACGGGAGGUAUCUCGUCACUGGGGGAGAGGAUGACCUAGUGACGGUGUGGUCUUUUCAAGAGAAAAGGGUUGUAUGCCGAGGUCAAGGUCAUAGGUCAUGGGUGAAUGUCGUGGCCUUUGACACGUUCACGUCAAUUGUGUGUGAUGAAGAAGACUGUGAUUACAUGGAAGAGGAAGAAGACUGUCCCCAUUCAAAAGCCAAUCAUACCGGGUCAAAAGAUUCAACUCUUGAUUUACCUCAGUCUAAUGGCUCCCAUGUCAGUUCAAAAAGUAAUUCCACGGAAGGUAAAAAUGUGACAUUCACAUCCUACAGAUUCGGUUCUGUAGGUCAGGAUACUAUGCUGUGUUUGUGGGACUUGACCGAGGACAUUGUCAGGCAGCCGUAUGGACGGUCUUGGACUAGCGUUGUGGCAUCGGCAAAUGCUGCCUCUUCUCUUCCCCGCUGCAACAGUCUACCAAACUCUCAAAAGCCCAACUCCAUUGCAAAUGAUGUGUCGGCUAUGGACGGCAAUGCUCACCAUAUACAAAAUGCUGUCAUGAAUGCCAGCAGUAAAUUUGCAACCCUCUCAGUAGCAGAUCGGAAGGAGAGUCAGGAAAAGAAGGAACACAAAAGGAACUUUAGUCUAGCGAGUCGGAACACUGAGAAAGUCAAUCUACUUAAGUCUAACCAUGUGAGGCCUAUAGACGAGUCGUUAAAACUUUUGGGGACAGCGUCCUGUCCUCGAUUAGAGGAAGUUCCCAUUCUGGAACCUCUAAUUUGUAAGAAAGUGGCGCAUGAACGUUUAACGUCUCUGGUGUUUCGAGAAGAGUGCAUAGUGACAGCGUGUCAGGAAGGACUUGUGUACACGUGGGCUCGACCAGGGAAAGUUAUACAUGAAGGAUGAAGUCCUGCAAAGUCUAAAGAUAAUGAACUUGUGAAACUUUGUGAUACACUCACAAGAAGUGCUGAGAAUGGCUGCCAAGUCAAAUCCUUCAAGAAUACACCGCAUGGAGCCAUCUUUAUUCAACAAUGAUGUUACUCCUCAGUUGCAAGCUUAGAUCCAGGGCCUUAAUGUCAUGUAAAAUGUGUCCUUCAAAGCAUCAUGAACCCCUGUAACGGUGGGCCUUAGUGUUGUGGCAGUUGUACUUGGAGCUUCAUCAAUCCUCGUAACAGUGGGCCUAAGUCUCAUGGCAAUUGUGUCCUUGGAAAUAUCAUCUACCCAUGUAACCAUUGACCUUGCUGUGUUGUGGUGAAUAUGUCUUUGGGAAGAUCUACCCUAGGCAGUGGGCCUUGGUGUCGUGGCAACCAUCCUUGCUAUGCUGUAUCCUCACAGCAGUGGGCCUUGGUGUCAUUGCAACUGUUCCUGGUCAGAUCUACCCUCACAGCACUGGGCCUUGGUGUCCUGGCAACUGUCCCUGGUCAGAUCUACUCUCAUAACAGUGGGCCUUGGUGCCAUGGCAACUGUCCCUGGUCAGAUCUACCCUCAUAGCACUGGGCCUUGGUGUCCUGGCAACUGUCCCAGGUGUGAUCUACCCUCAUAACAGUGGGCCUUGGUGCCAUGGCAACUGUCCCUGGUCAGAUCUACCCUCAACAGUGGGCCUUGGUGUCAUAGCAACUGUCCCUGGUCAGAUCUACCCUCAACAGUAGGCCUUGGUGUCAUGGCAACUGUCUAUAAGUAAGUUCUCCAUCCAUCGUAACGCUAACAGUGGGCUUUCAUGUGUGGUGGCACUGUCCUUGGUAAGAUCUGGCCCCGUAACAGUGGGUCUUAUUGUCAUGGCAACUGCACUUGGGAUCAUCACCAUCCUUGCUAUCAUCUUGGACACGGAGAUGGCUGUAACAAAGAUUCAGAACUUACCCAGACUGGUGUAGCAUGGCGUCUUUGACUGACAGAGUUGUUGUUGUUUUUAAUCCAGAAUUCUGCUCAGACAAGCAGAGAAAGACCAUCAUGGCUUGUUACCCUUGUUUUUAUUCCCUGCAGUAUGAAAUACUUAAUUAUAGCAUUUUAUUCAUCAGUUAGAGCCUUAUCCAACCCUCUGGUGUCAUCCAAAAAAGUCAUACUCUGUUGAUCAUGUUGUGAGAAAUAUUGUUAUUAUUUAUUGUACAUUGUUUGUUAUAACUUACAUGAUCGGGUCACAAAACAGUAUAUUAUAUGUACAUGUCAAUUUGAUUCAUAACAAGUGUUUGGACAUGGUAAUCAAAUACUAGUGUAAGAGUGUUGUGAACAUAUGACAGAUAAGUAACAAUAUCAACAUCAUGCUAUAUUGGACUCAGCAUACUUGCAUUAUAUUAGUGACAUUACAAUAAGAGUGCAGAUUUUAUAUUCUCAUAUCUGAUAUGUAUAUUGAAUAAUUCUUUGUAAUUUUUCCUCUGCAGCAGUCUUUGACUUCAUAAUGUUGCUAAAAUAAAUUUAACUAUUUGUUUCAAAUUCUCUCAAAAAUAGAAAGAAAAAAAAAUUGUUUAAGGUUUCUAAAUAACACUUCAAAGUUUUCAAGAAAAAAAUAGCCUGAACUGAAAUAGUGUUAGGCCCAGAUAGUGUGAUGAUCCCUAAAACCCUGAAAUUCAACUAGCUUUCAGAAGACUGUUGACAUUAAAUGAACUGACUUGGGAAAAUUUCUAUCCCUGAUUUGAAAAGAAAAUAUUUCUUAUACGAUCAUGAUAAUAUUACAUAAUUAAACAAGUAUGGCAUUAGGCUUUACAUGUGUCAUGUACAUAAAUAUUUAGGUGUAUAAUAACAUCCCUAGCACCAAGUGACAAUCUGAGGACGAACUGCAAGACAUGGUGAGAAGUAGAUUACAAAGAGACAGAUUCUCUUAUGUGAAGAAUUCCCAGGCAUGAGACAACUACAGUGUGGCCUCCACCCAGAGAGCAGAAGGUCGGGGGUUUGAUCCCAGGCCAUGUCAUACCAAAAGAUGUUAAAAGAUGGUACUUGUUGUUACCCUGUCUGGCGCUAGCAUGAAGGGGCUUAAACAAGGACUGGUCGGCUUGGAGUCAGUAUACUGUGUCUCAGUGGGGUAUUUAUGUUUAACUGUAGCAUGGUUUCUCAGUGGGCUAGCAUUAUGAAGUCGGCAUUAGUCCGGACUAGUACAAGUGCGUGCGCACACAAGUGCUCAUAUACACACAGACACAAACACUAUAUAUAUAUUAAUACAUAAGUGCAACAAUUUUGAACAUGACGUUAAACCCUAUUUCACCUCACCUCACUGCAUGUUUUUUGGAUGGGUGGAGAGAAGAAUAAAACUGCUGUCACCUGGUUGAGGGACUAUGGUCUUACUUGACACCUAUAUAUGGCCCUGUUGGCUAAGGCUUAGGAUCUGAUUCACUCUCAUUUUCAGGUUUCUUUUGUCAGACAUGGCUAGAAAGUGUGAUUUAGAGAUCUUUGCAGCUUGUGAAGUCUGGGUAGCAAUUUAAAAAGUUGUAUCUUGUGCCAACAGCUUUAACUAUUUUGUACCUUCAUAAUCUCUAAUUACCAAAGAAAACCUGUUAUCAUUAUGAGGGUACGCCAGAAACCUAUGAUUGUGGGUUUGAAUCCCGGUUCGCCCCGAUUAUGUUUCUAGGUUUGUCAGCACCAUACCCGUGCUCGUGGGUAUCACCGAAGUGGUAAACAUCUAAGACCUGCAUCACUUCGAGCUUUACUCCGACAUAAAGCUGACACGCCGCGAUAUAACUGGAAUACUGUUAAAAACGGCGUUAAACCCAACUCACUCACUCACUCACUGUUAUAAUUAUGAUGCAUUUCAUAUUGGUUUGAGCAAAUAUGUUUAUAUAGGAUCUUUUUUCGCAGAUGUUUAUAUCUAUAGACACCUCAACCUUUGCAUUUUGAUGGUUUCAUAUUUGGUUUCAAAUUCCUGUACAAUUAUAAGCUUAAAUGUUUUUAUUUGGAUGUUAUGAAUAUACGUUUCAUUCCUUAUUGGGUAGAGCCAUUUACCUUCAUCUUGUCAUCUUAAAGAAUAUUCUUCAUAGUUUGACAGUCUUCAGGUGGAAGGCCUGGAUUAGCCUAUUUGCCUUUUAGUGUUACCCUGCUUGUUUGAUAAGUAGGCCUUUAGAAUCUCCAGUGUUGAUAAUUAAACAAUCACCAGAGGGUUUAGGAUGAGGCUGUUCAAUCGGCUGUGUGUUUCCUUAGAUUGACCAGACAUGAUUACUGAUUGCUACAGAGCUAUGUGUACAUUGCUUCUCUGUGAUACUCCAGGGAUUCCUGGACCUUGUACGAGCGACGGGCGAACGAACGAGUGAAAGAAGUGUGUCUAUGAACAAUCCGACCAAUCAACGGAGUAAUAAACGUUGUUCCUGUGUGAUCAGCCCUUACAUGUUGUCAGUGUGAUUUCUACAGUGCAGAGGUGAUUGGAUUGUUUGCCUGGCGGUGCCAUAUAGUUUCAUGUUCUGCUCCUUGAGCUGUGUUCACCUUGACACUAGGGGUAAAGAACCUCAGAUGUGACAUGGCACUCUCGAAACCUAAGAUGUAUUGUGACAGUGGCACUCUCGAAACCUAAGAUGUAUUGUGACAGUGGCACUCUCGAAACCUAAGAUGUAUUGUGACAGUUGCACUCUCGAAACCUAAGAUGUACCGUGACAGUGGCACUCUCGAAACCUAAGAUGUAUUGUGACAGUGGCACUCUCGAAACCUAAGAUGUACCGUGACAGUGGCACUCUCGAAACCUAAGAUGUAUUGUGACAGUGGCGCUCUCGAAACCUAAGAU